AUGGACUCCUACUCAUCGAGGGGGAAUAGUAUCUUUUGCACCUUCGUCACGGUGCUGGGCACGACGGCGGUGUUGAACCACCUCUCGACCUUCCUGCCCAUGAAGCAGUUUGAUGUUCAGACAUCGGGCACCGUGCACAUGAACAAGAUACAUGAUCUCAUUCCCAACUCGCACCACGCUUGUGACCAAAGUGUGCUCUCCUUUAACAUUAGCCACCAGCUCUCCAGCGAGUUCCACUGGAACAUGAACCAGCUUUUCGUCUACCUCGUGGCGACGUACAACGACACGGCGUCGAACAUGAGAAACGAGGUCAAACGGGCAACCCUACACCCUAAACCCCAAACCCUAAACCUCAGACCCUCAACCCUAAACCCUAAAUCCUAA
Messenger RNA from Symbiodinium natans, 384 nucleotides. Lineage: Eukaryota; Dinophyceae; Suessiales; Symbiodiniaceae. The record is from the annotation of a GenBank genome assembly.